AUGACGACCAUUGAAGAAAUAGACAAAAAAAUCAAGAAAAUUGAAACUGACAUCGAAGAAACCAAAAGGGAGCUUGGAAUAACUAAGGGUCAAAACCUUCUUACCUCACUAUACUCGAACCUCGCAGAGUUACGAAAGGAAAAAAACGCUCUGCUAGGGCAGACAGGUAUAGAACAUUCUGCAACUGUGAUUCCCCAGCCAGAGCUAACUGUUGCAGGGGCCUUUAGAGUACCAUACCAGGAUCCAUUAAACACAGUCGAACGGUUUCAGAAUUAUAUUGAUAAGAAACAUGCAUAUUGGCUUGGCAAUAAGAUAACUCGUGUACCUUAUGGAACAGUUUUUCAGAGUUCUGGCUAUGGGAAAACUCGCCUUAUUGAACAGCUUGCAAUGAAAAUUCCUAUGUUAUAUGUGUGCUUAUGCCCUGAGGAAAGCACAGGAUACCCACCUGCUACACCUAUUGCACCAAAAAUCUUUGAUCUUCUGAAUGACAUCCCAAAUGGAAAGAAUGGCACUACAGACCUUUGGGAACAACAACUGAAUAACAAAUGGUGCCAUAAGUUCUGGUCAGAGGUCUCAACAGCUAGUGAAAAGUGGCUUACAAUUGAAGUGAAUGAUGCAAGCCUCUCCAAGGAGAAAUUUCCAUUCUAUGAUGCAGACAAUCCCAAUAACCAAGUCAAGAUUAUCUUAUGCAUUGAUGAAGCUCGAUACCUCACUCGUUAUGUACCAGGCAAAAACAGAACUCCAUUCCAAAUGUUUAGAAGAGCUAUGAAACAUAUUGUGUGGAAUGGUUUCUUCAUCCUAUUUUUGGAUACACACAGCAAAAUUUCCAACUUUGCACUAUUAUCAGAGGAUCCAUCUUCAAGAGAUGAUGAGGCACAAUUACAUUUGUUUCAUCCUUUUGUUAGACUUGCAACAAUGGAUAUCUUUGAAAGAAUGACAGGAGGUCCAGCAGGAACAUCUGAAGAGGACCAGAUUGUUCAGUUGGCAAAGCUAGGGAGACCAUUAAUAUACAGCUAUCUUAAAGCUAAAGGAGAAAGUUCUUCAACUCAAACAGCCCUCAAAGGGCUUGUCACACUAUUGCAGAAUAAACUCUUUGGUGGAGCAAGAUCUUUUGAUAAUAGCCACAGAAAGGAACUGUCCAGUAUUGCCAUUUUAUCAGUACUUGUUUGCCUGGACAUUUCACCACAAUCAAAGAUCACUUCUGAGCUUGUGGGAUCCUAUAUGGCAACAUGUGUUGCAAUAUCAGAAGACAGGGAGCACUUGUUAGUUCGUUAUCCCUCAGAACCUUUAUUAGCAGAAGCAGCACACACCAUUAUUUCUAAGGAGAAGACAUUGGUUAGCAUUUUGCAAAACUUUAAUGAGAUGCUGAGAAAGGGUUUCAUCGAUGCAGGCAUUCAUGGAGAGGUGGUAGCACGAAUUAUUCUAAUUCUUGCAGUGAGGUCUAUACAGGAAAACAAAGAUUGGAAAUCAUCCGCCAUCACAGUCAAACGAUUAAUGGAACUGCUGGAUCCAGCAGCUAUUAAUGAGCUACAAUCGUUUGUGGAUGCAACUGUGGCUUUUACGCACUUUAUUCCCAUAGUAUACGUUCCUGAAAAACGUUCUUUAAAAGAAUAUUAUCGACGACGAUGUGCUGUGAUUCUCAAGCGAAAUAACCCCGGUGCGGACAUUAUGAUCCCUGUAAAAUUAACAGAAGACAGAUAUUCCUAUAUUCUCAUUCAAGUGAAGAACUAUGCAUCGAACAAUCGGAGUGCAGACCAGAGCUAUCCGGAAUCUGGCACCUCCAAACUAAAGUCGUGGUUUGUUUUUCAAAAAUCAGAUCUCAAAAAUCAUGAAGAGGAAUACAUCACUUUGUAUUGGCAACUCGGCUUUCAAGGACAACUCAGAGAGGUUCCACCAAUUCGCAAGUCCGAACGUCAAAAAUUUGAAGAACAACAACAACACCCUUUUGCACAUUUCGGAUUAGACUUCUUUACAUUUCUUGGUCCCACUGUCAAAAAAGAGUUGGCCGAUCUUUUGGACGCCUUUAUCUCACCCUUUGAUGAAUUGUGGAAGUUCCACGAUGAAGAAACAGGUGAUUAUUGGUCUGAGCAACAGAUCGAGUCUCAAGAUCCUCUUGUUUACAAAGUCUGA
Molecule: messenger RNA, 2130 nt
Organism: Paraglomus brasilianum
Lineage: Eukaryota; Fungi; Glomeromycota; Glomeromycetes; Paraglomerales; Paraglomeraceae
Source: the annotation of a GenBank genome assembly